AUGUCCUUCUUUGAUUUCCCUAUUGUGUUUGCUUGUUUAUUAGCUGGGUCAGACCACCCUCCUCCAGUGAUUAGACAGGGCCCAGUCAAUCAGACCAUUGCGGUGGACAGCACAGUGCUCAUGGGCUGCCAGACAGCUGACUCUCCACCCCCGACAGUCCACUGGAAGAAGGAUGGUUUGGUGAUGUCGCCUUCAGACUCCCGCAUGUCCAUUACCGACUCAGGAUCUCUGGAGAUUCGUUACUCUAAGCUUGGAGAUACAGGCUUCUACACUUGUGUAGCUUCUAGUCCCAACGGAGAGGCCUCCUGGACAGCGUACCUACAGGUGGAGGAGUUUGGAGUUGUUGUUCAGUCCAGUGAGCCGUUUGACCCCAGCCUAAUUCCCAGUGCUCCAUCCAAACCUGAGGUGACUGACAUCAGCCGCACUUCUGUGACUCUGUCGUGGAAAUCGGACACCAAUAAUGGCGCGAAACCUACAUCUUACCUCAUCGAGGCAUUCAGUUAUACGUCGGGCAGCAGAUGGGUGACCCUAGCUGAGCAUAUAAAUACCCAAACCUUUGUGCUGAGGAACCUGAAGCCUGCGACUGUCUACCUCUUCAUGGUCAGAGCGGUGAAUGCUUACGGCCUCAGCGACCCCAGCCCAAUCUCCAACUCCAUCAGAACACAGGACAGCACGUCCACCAUGCAGGGAGUGGAUCACCGUCACAUCCAGAGGGAGCUGGGUGACGUGGUAAUCCACCUGCACACACCAACCGUCCUCUCCUCUUCUGCUGUCAGGGUGCAGUGGAAUGUCGAGCAGCAGUCCCCGUACAUUCAGGGCUACAAGGUGCUCUACAGGGCGUCCGCUGAGCACGGGCAGCCGGAGGGGCAGUGGAGCGUUCUGGAGGUGCACGCCCCCCGGGAGGAGGGGGUGGUGCUUGGUCAGCUGAAGAGAGGGUCCAUCUACGAGUUCAAAGUGCGGCCCUUCUUUGAUGAGUUCCAGGGAGCUGACAGUGAGGUGAAAGUGGUCCGGACGCUGGAAGAAGCCCCGAGAAGAGCACCCCAGGGUGUUACAGUGACAAAGAGUGAUGCCAAUGGGAGCGCCAUCCUCGUUGCUUGGAAACCACCUCGAGAGCGAGAUGAUGCUGGAGUCAUUCAGGAAUACAAGAUCUGGUGUCUGGGUAAUGAGAGUCGCUAUCAUGUGAACCAGUCUGUGGACGGCUCCACCUUCUCCGUGCUGAUCUCCACUCUCACGCCGGGAAUCCGCUACAGCGUAGAAGUAGCAGCAAGCAACGGUGCUGGAGCUGGGGUCAAGAGUGAUGUCACCUUUUUUCAAUUAGACUCUGCAGGCGAGAUGAUGGACAGCGAGGAGAGGGACACGUUGUCUCAGAUCUCAGACGUGGUGAGGCAGCCGGCCUUUAUCGCAGGCAUUGGCGCCACCUGCUGGCUGGUGCUGAUGAUCUUCAGUGUGUGGCUCUACCGGCACCGCAAGAAGAGAAGUGGCCUCAGCAGCACAUACACCGGCAUCCGCAAGGUGCCAUCAUUUACCUUUACACCUACAGUGGCAUAUCAAAGAGGAGAAUCAGCGUGCAGUGCUGGCAGACCUGGCCUUCUCAGCAUGGGGGAACCUCUCAACCAGCUGUGGCUGCCUGACAAUUGGCCAAAUGCAUGUGCCAAUCACAAGGACUGUAGCAUCAACUGCUGCAAUAAUGGCAACGGCACCAGUGACAGCAACAUGACAACAUACAGCCGCCCAGCUGACUGCAUAGCUAACUAUGGAAGCCAUCCUGAAAACAAACAGCUGGGUCCUGAGAUGGCCAUUUACAGCGACGUGAACCUCUCCAACAAGCUCAACGACAUCAAGACGUUCAACAACUCCAGCCUGUGCUACGCCAGCCCAGGAGGAGACCCAGCAGCCACGUACGAGCCCAUCCCCUACGCCACCACGCAGCUCAUCCAGGCCAGCAUCAAGAGUAAAGCAGCUGCUGGGGGGGCUUUAGCUGAACCUAUGGACAUGCACUGCUGGAAACAGCCCCCCAACCCUCCUCCAAUACCAAAGGAGAUGAUGGCACAUAUGCAGUACAACAUCAUAGAGCAAAACCUGCAUAAUAAAGAUCAUCUGAAAGGAAGUGAAGGAAUGAUCCAUCCUAAGACUAUCCCCUACAACCAGAGCCGUGAUCACAGCACAGGCGGCUCGCACCACAGCUCCGACAGAGGCAGCAACAGCACCGCGGGGAGUCAGAAUCAAAAGAAAGGAACGCGGGCCCCAAAAAUCCAGAAACAUAAUGCAGUGAGCUGGGGAGAAGCCCCGCCUCCUCCUCAUGCUAAUGCCUGGGACUGCGACGAGUACAGCCUACCCAUGGAGAGGAGUUUUGAUCCAGACGGGAGAAUUGAAGGCUGCCCUACUCCACCAGUUAGAGGGGCGGCCUCGUCUCCCCCCGUCGUGUCUUACAGUCACCCCCCCAACACACAGGGAGACCGGAGCAACGACCUGCACAAUGGAGCCCAGCACCUUAGGUAA
This is a messenger RNA of Notothenia coriiceps (black rockcod), 2499 nucleotides long. RefSeq names its product roundabout homolog 1-like. The record is from RefSeq and is a predicted model, not a curated record. The transcript is spliced from 16 exons. NCBI's taxonomy places the organism in Eukaryota, Metazoa, Chordata, Actinopteri, Perciformes, Nototheniidae. Bases 1 to 2499 code for a protein of 832 amino acids. Gene Ontology annotation, molecular function: protein binding.